AUGGCCACAACAACAAAUCAAAUCAAACGCCCAGCACUUGGUGGUGGUGCCAAAAAACGAUCCACUGGCUCUCGACCUGAAUUAACUGAAGAACAAAAAACAGAGAUUCGUGAAGCUUUUGAUCUAUUCGAUGCUGAUGGCUCAGGAACAAUUGAUGUUAAAGAACUUAAAGUAGCCAUGCGAGCACUAGGUUUCGAACCAAAAAAAGAAGAAAUCAAAAAGAUGAUAUCUGAUAUUCAAAAAGAGAAUGCUGGUACAAUUGACUUUAAUGAUUUUCUACAAUUAAUGUCACAAAAAAUGGCUGAAAAAGACUCAAAAGAAGAAAUACUCAAAGCAUUUCGACUUUUCGAUGAUGAUAAUACAGGAAAAAUUUCAUUCAAAAAUCUAAAGCGAGUUGCAAAAGAAUUAGGUGAAAAUUUAACUGAUGAAGAAUUACAAGAAAUGAUUGAUGAAGCAGAUCGUGAUGGUGAUGGUGAAAUAAACGAACAAGAAUUUUUACGAAUCAUGAAAAAAACAUCAUUAUAUUAA
Molecule: messenger RNA, 528 nt
Organism: Rotaria socialis
Lineage: Eukaryota; Metazoa; Rotifera; Eurotatoria; Philodinida; Philodinidae
Source: the annotation of a GenBank genome assembly